Molecule: messenger RNA, 769 nt
Organism: Salvia hispanica
Lineage: Eukaryota; Viridiplantae; Streptophyta; Magnoliopsida; Lamiales; Lamiaceae
Product: blue copper protein-like
Cellular component (GO): plasma membrane
Molecular function (GO): electron transfer activity
Source: RefSeq, a predicted model, not a curated record
GCUGCAUGCAUUUUCUUAGUAUAAUCCCCAUCAAAACUACUCAAAAAAAAAGAGAAAAGAAAAUGAGAAUGGAGAGAUUAAGAAGUGGAAUUGCAUGCUUGAUGAUAAUAUGUGGAAUAGAAGCAGCUGCAGCAGCUGUUUUUACAGUAGGAGACACUUCUGGUUGGUCAAUUGGUUCAGAUUAUAGCACUUGGGCUUCUGAUAAGACCUUCUCCAUUGGUGACACCCUUGUGUUCACAUAUCCACCGGGGCACACGGUGGACGAAGUGAGUGCGAGCGACUACAAGACAUGCACGGUCGGCAACGCCAUCGCCUCCGACAGCAGCGGCUCCACCUCCGUCUCUCUCAAGACCGCGGGCCCACACUACUACAUAUGCGGCGUCCCCGGCCACUGCGGCGGCGGAAUGAAGCUCUCCAUCACCGUAUCAGCCGCCGCUGCAGGAGGAGGAGGAGUAGUGCCCGGAAACACCACGGUUUCUACGGCCCCACCUGCUGCCGUGACCGCGCUGCCGCCGCCUGCCAGCAUCGCAGUUCCGGCCGGGGGCGGGUUCACGGAUCCUUAUGCCUCUUCGGCGAGGCUGUCGGCGGCGGCGGCGGCGGUCUUGGCGUUUCAUGCUCUUGCAAUUUUCAUGUGUUUUGUAUGAGAGUUAAUUAAUUAUACUACCAGGAUAGAGGCAGUGCUGAUUUAUGCAUAUUUUGCUAUGUUUUUUCUACUUGUAUUAUGCAUCAUUGGAUUAUAUUAUUAUAUGUGUGUGCACUUGCUAGCUUA